Messenger RNA from Pocillopora verrucosa, 2232 nucleotides. RefSeq names its product methylthioribose-1-phosphate isomerase. Gene Ontology annotation, molecular function: S-methyl-5-thioribose-1-phosphate isomerase activity. Lineage: Eukaryota; Metazoa; Cnidaria; Anthozoa; Scleractinia; Pocilloporidae. The record is from RefSeq and is a predicted model, not a curated record.
UAGUUUAAAGCUUUGCAUCGGAAGCAAAAAUGUCUCUAUUAGCGAUAAAAUACAAACGUGGACAUCUUGAGAUUCUAAACCAACUUCUCCUUCCUCACAAGUCAGUAUAUGAGGAGAUUAGAGGCGUAGAAGAUGGCUGGCAAGCGAUAAAAGCAAUGAAGGUUCGUGGAGCUCCUGCAAUUGCUUUGGUUGGUGCCUUGAGUCUUGCAGUAGAGAUUUUACCAAUGUCAUUUAGUUCCAAGGAAGAAGUGGAAAACUUUGUUGCAGAAAAGCUUCAGUAUCUUACCACAGCUCGACCAACAGCUGUAAAUAUUAUGGAAGCUGCAAAGCAUUUGACAUUAUUUGUCAAAGACUUGUCAUCAAAACUCAGUAAUACUGAAAGUAUCAAGAUAGAACUUAUCAAAGAAAUAGAAGGAAUGCUAGACAAAGAUUUAAGUGAUAACAAGGCUCUUGGAAGGCUUGGUGCAGAGCAUAUGUUACAACUGGUGGGGGCUGACAAGUUAAAGGUGCUCACACAUUGCAACACUGGUUCCCUAGCAACGUCAGGAUUUGGGACAGCAUUAGGAGUGAUAAGACAUUUGUCUGAACAAGACCAUAUUGACCAUGUGUUCUGCACUGAGACCAGACCUUAUAACCAAGGAUCAAGGCUUACAGCAUAUGAGUUGGUCUAUGAGAAUAUUCCUUCAACUUUAGUUGCAGAUUCAAUGGUGUCACUACUCAUGAAGACAAAAGGAGUACAUGCAGUUGUUGUUGGUGCUGACAGAGUGGUUUCCAAUGGAGAUACAGCCAAUAAGAUAGGGACAUAUCAGAUUGCUAUAGCUGCUAAACAUCAUGGAAUCCCAUUCUAUGUUGCUGUGCCCUCCACUAGCAUAGACCUGUCCUUAGAACAUGGCAGUGACAUUGUGAUUGAGGAGAGACCUGCAGAAGAACUUACUACUGUAGCAGGUGUUCGCAUUGCUGCUCCUGGCAUUGCUUGCUGGAAUCCAGCUUUUGAUGUGACUCCAGCAGAAUUGAUAACAGGGGGCAUUGUCACUGAACAUGGUGUGUUUAAACCAUCUGAACUAAAGAAGGCACUGGCAGGGAAAACUUAAGUUCGUUUCCUCAUGGAACAGUGACAGUGGUUUUUUGUCAUGCACAUAUAGGCAUUGUGUUUCAUAAAAAUAGUUACAUGUAGGUAGGCAAGAACAAAGUCAAACUUUUGGUAAAGGUUUUACUUUCAAUUAGGUUUUCCUUCAUUUAAGUUCUUAUUUGUGUGUACUGAUUUCAACUGUAUCUCUUUGCAGUCUUGGCAUUAGCUACAGUUCUAAAGAAAUUGGUAUUCAGUGGUUUCAUACUCAGUUGUCUCAUAUCCAAAGUAGUCAAAUUGUAUCAAGUUUGAGAGGGUUUGUACUUGAACUGCUUGUCAACUUGUCCCAAUAUACAUAUACAUUCAUUCACAAUACUGUCUAAAUACAAUUUUUAAAAAUUGAGGUUUUGAUAUUAUGAACAUUAGUUUGUAAUGUAAGUUCAUUUAGGAUGGAAAUUAAAUAUAUACUGCCUGUAUGUAUCUGGUGGAAAUACUGUUUGUGUCUUUCUUAUGACUCAUGGACCCUGCUUUUUCAGCCCUAGGCCUUAAUUUCACUGGUUGUAUAUCAAAAAUAGAAAAAUUUCAAAAGUUAUUCAACACAGUUGAUGUUGCUAUUUAAAAUAUUAAACUGACUUUACUUUAACACUUCAACCCUUAAGAGUGACCAGCAUCUAAUUUCUCCCUACAAUAUCACACCCAAACCAAACAUGCAGGUAAUGAGAAUAAAAGAAAUGGUCACCAACUAGAGAAGCUCUUAAUUAUGAAACAAAUUCUCCUCAUCAGCAUCUAAGGGAAUGUAUAGAUAUAUACAGGGAACAGUAUGGAGAAUAUGCAUACUGAUGUUAGGGUGGAAAAGGUUAAGAAUACCAAACAUGGAAACACUUCAUUAGCAUGAGUGCAAACAACUGAACUGAGUGGGUACAAAUCAACCAAGCUGGGUAUGAAACGACAGGUUACCCAGAAAUUUCAGUAAUGUUAUGCAUUGACCUUGCAUGGACACUCAGUCACUGUUUUUCUUUUAAUAUUAAACCCAACUCCAACCCAGAUGUUCAAACAACAUGAACAUGGUGAAUACUUUUGAACUUGAAAAAUGAACUUGGAAAAUGGAGAUCUUUCUGAUUUUUAUGUUUACAGCGUGUAGCGUGCAAAAGGUUUUGAAUAAUCAU